Lingula anatina is the source of this 2142-nucleotide messenger RNA. RefSeq names its product baculoviral IAP repeat-containing protein 7-A-like. The record is from RefSeq and is a predicted model, not a curated record. Lineage: Eukaryota; Metazoa; Brachiopoda; Lingulata; Lingulida; Lingulidae.
AUGGCACUGAGCAAAGGAAAGUCACCGCUAGGUUUGAAAGAUUAUGAAAACGAUGUACAAGGAAACGGUCACCGUCCGCUGAGUCCGACACAGCGUUACAGGCUGGCCAAGUACGGCUUUUACUACACUGGCAGGGACGAUGAAGUGGAAUGUUUCGCUUGUCAUCGCAGCGUUCGAGGUUGGAAAUUGGGCGACAACCCCGAACACAAGCACCACCAAGUAUCACCAAACUGUCGCUACAUAAAUGGUGUUAAUAAAGAGAAUAUUCCGAUAUAUGUUGAAGUCUCUUCUCCCGAAGAAAAUGCAGGACUUCAAAGAACAAUCUACGCUCCUCUUGGUCUUCGUUCCCCUGGGACUCGGGUGUCACAAGGUUCCCAACAUGCUGAGGGCUCUUUGAGAGUCGCGAAUGGAAAUUCAAUGAGAGGUGAAGUCACCCAUGGCACUACCAGUGAAUUAAGAAACCGUGCUGACGAAAGGACAGAAUCACGGAACGAGGCCACCGGAAAGACGCCUCGGUCUGCUGUUAAUCCAAACGCUCAAGUCGGCGUUGACACUACUGACAAUCUUGCCGUCAGGAGGUCACCGCCAACUGAAACGCGUCAAAACAAUCCCCAUUACUCUUACACUACUUCUCCGACCCUUACAAAUGUCCAUGAGAGUGAGGACUUUAUGUUGAUUAUGAAGGAGAAUGAGUUAACUCGUAUGCAAACCUAUGCUAAUUUCCCAGACAGUUGUCCUGUCAGACCCAGUGAACUCGCAAAGGCGGGGUUCUUUUAUUUAGGGACUUCAGAUAUUGUAAAAUGUGCUUAUUGCGGCGGGAAAAUCAGAUCUUGGGGCAGGGGCGAUGAUGCAUUUGGAGAACAUUUGAAACAUUUUCCGUUGUGUUCGUUUGUACAACAGAGACAAAACCGAGAGCAGAGUUUGACCCAGCAGAACAAUUUAUUGUUUGACGAUAACCCAAUAGUGACUGAACGACCAAAACAUCCCCAGUUUGCAAUUGAACAGAACAGGAUUUUGACGUUUGAAAACUGGCCCAUCAGUAAGCGGCAAACACCAAGAGAACUUUCCAUAGCGGGGUUCUAUUACGCCGGCUUUGGGGACAAUGUGAAAUGCUUUUUCUGUGGCGGGGGACUGAGAAACUGGGAGCCACAGGAUGACGUAUGGACUGAGCAUGCGCGUUGGUUCCCAAAUUGUGGGUAUGUGAAACAAUGUAAAGGAGUGUCUUUCAUCAGAGAAAUACUGCAACGCAAUUCCGCCAACGGCCAAUUUUCCGGCCAAGCAGGUCGGUCCCCACAUACCCAUCAGAUAGAGGCAAGAGAAAUAAAAGCUCGAUUAGAUGCACCAUCAGUCCAGAAAGUAAUAGCAAUGGGUUAUUCCCGAGAUUUAGUAAGAAGGGCUAUAGAAAAUAGACUUACAACUGUUGGUGACGAUUUCCCUAAUCUACAAUCUUUAAUAGAAGCUCUUCUUAGAAUUGAAGAGGAACAAGAACUGGGGGAUAGCAAAGGGGAUACCAAUUUGAGAAAUGAUCCCCAAAAUGUCACAGUAGCCAGGGGUCAAUCAGACCAAACACCUCCAAAUGACACAGCACCCUCCGCAAAUACAAAUAACCCCCCUGAACCCAUUGACCCCGUUAUCUUAUCAGACAAACUAAGGGAAGAAAAUAAACUUUUAAAAGAACAGAGAAAAUGUAAAAUAUGUAAGGUGAGGGACGCUGAGGUUGUUCUCUUGCCGUGUGCUCAUCUUGUGUGUUGCAAUCCAUGCGCUCCCUCUCUCCGAAAAUGCCCAGUUUGUGAAUCCAAGAUCAGGGGCACAGUAAAAACCUAUCUCUGCUAGCUUGGCUCCCCUGACGAGUCCGCAUGGACGAAACACAAAAGUUGAGCAGACGGCGGAAAAACUGCCGACAGUUCUAUUUUGUGUCGGGAGUAUCACCACAGAGCUGGAAGAUAAAGUUAGAUAAACAUAUUUUCCCAAUUUCAACUGUUUUCUUUGUUCAAAUAGCUGCAUAUUUCAAGGAAAUGGUAAAAAUAAAUGGCCAAAUUCGAUAUCUUGUAUCAUUUCUUAGAUGCGUUUUAUAAAUGCUGAUUGUAUGAAGGUUUAGGAAAUUAACUUAAUGUAAAUUCAAAAGCUGGCCAGUGCGCAUGA